Lymnaea stagnalis (great pond snail) is the source of this 1252-nucleotide messenger RNA. NCBI's taxonomy places the organism in Eukaryota, Metazoa, Mollusca, Gastropoda, Lymnaeidae. The record is from the annotation of a GenBank genome assembly.
CAUCCCCUUUGCUGGCCUGUUUUAUUUGCAUACUGAUUGUUACAGUAUGCUUGACUGGGGACCAGAUGCUCCUUACAUCUGAUAUUGGAGGAUAUUCUCAUCUCGUCCGCGCACUGGUUGACAGCCUAACGCAUGCAUUGGUUGGUGCUCUUGUGUGGGCAUUUGUGGAAAACUCAGCUUUGCUAAAUGACUGGAAGAAAUGGUUGAAUUGCUUCUUUUGUGCCGUCCUGGCAGCAUCUGUGGAUUCGGAUCACUUUCUUGCUGCUGGGUCUUUAAACUUAGAGGUACCCCAUGAAAUUAGCAUUGAAUAUUAACAACUUGGUACUGCUUUUGUGUUUUAUAAGUAUUUUUAUACAUAUAAUAUUACAAUUACAAAUACAACUUUUUUUACCAGAGAAAUUAACUCGUAUGAAAAAACUGAGAGAAUUUUUGUUAUCCCUAAACAAAAUUUUAUAUUGUAUUGUGUGUUUGAUUUUCAGAAUGCAUUACAUUUGGAAAGGAGACCUCCUUUUCACAAUACGAGCAUCAUCCCUGUGAUAGUUCUGCUUUGUUGGAUAUUUCGACAUUACAAACCUUACUUGAACUAUUUCCCUUUAAUGUUUCUAACAUCAUGGUUGUCUCAUCACCUGAGGGAUGCUAACCAUCGGGGUCUUUGGUUAGCACCGUUCGGCCACACAUCAACCUUACCAUUCUAUCUAUAUGUAUUCUUGAUAGUAUUGCUUGCAUUUUUUACAAGAUUAUGGUAUUGUCAUUUAACACUGACAAAAAAUAUCAAUUUAACAAAAGUUUUGGACAUAAUAUAAAUAAUUAGCACUACUUUAGACCUAUUUAUCAUUUUAUGUGUGUAUUUACCCAAGCCUGUGUAAAAUCCAUCAUUAUGUCCGGUGAGUGUAUAUGGUAUAAUAGUAAUAAUUGCAAAUGUAGAUAUUUUUUAAUGUCAAUUGCUACACUACAUUUCUCUUACAAAGCCACUGAAGUGUUAACAGUUUUUAUAUGAAGGCGGUAUGUGUGGCAAAAAUUUCUUAGGGGUGUUGCAAUAUUUUGAAUCUCAGGGAUUAUUUUUGAUGUAAUGAUAGUUUUUAUUUUUUACCUUUUUAAUUUUGUAUAGAGCCAUUUGAGAUAAAUGGUCAUCAACAUUAAAAAAUAAUAGAUCUGAUCUAAUCUUCUAAUGACAAUAUCCAUGGAAAAGUCACUGUGCCUGCUCCUUGGCCAAUUUGUUUUAAAAUCUUGUAUGGUGUUUCAAAGAAUGUCA